UGUCGAUUGUCGAGAGUGACACAUGUUUUGAAAUUUCGAAACGUGUUGCUGUGAGAUGGAGAAUAAAUCUAAGCGAUAUGAAAAAAUUGAAUUUUUAGGGGAAGGCCAGUUUGCAACAGUUUAUAAGGCGAGAGACAUAGUCACUGAUACAAUUGUUGCCGUUAAAAAGAUUAAACUUGGAAGUCGAGAUGAAGCCAAGGAUGGUAUCAAUAGGACAGCCUUGCGAGAAAUCAAAUUGCUUCAGGAAAUUAAGCAUCCUAAUAUAAUAGACUUAAUGGAUGUAUUUGGCCAUAGGUCUAAUGUUUCACUAGUCUUUGACUUCAUGGAUACUGAUCUAGAAAUUGUAAUAAGAGAUAACACUAUUGUAAUGACACCAGCAAAUAUCAAGGCAUACAUGCUUAUGACUCUUCAGGGGUUAGAACAUCUUCAUUUGCACUGGAUCCUACACAGGGAUUUGAAACCAAACAAUCUCCUUGUGAACAGUAAGGGAGUUCUCAAGAUAGGAGAUUUUGGUCUCGCAAAGUUUUUUGGGUCGCCGAAUCGAAUGUACACACAUCAAGUGGUGACCAGAUGGUACAGGUGUCCAGAGCUGCUGUUUGGUGCACGCAUGUAUGGCACUGGUGUGGACAUGUGGGCCGUGGGCUGCAUCUUUGCAGAGCUGUUACUGAGGGUGCCCUUCCUGCCUGGCGACUCUGACCUUGAUCAGCUGACACGUAUUUUCCAGGUUCUUGGUUCACCAAAUGAAGAGAACUGGACGGGUGUAACUGCCUUGCCAGACUACAUACAGUUCAAAACAUUUCCUGGAACACCUUUGAGAGACAUCUUUACAGCAGCAGGUGAUGACUUGUUAGACCUGCUGCAGAGCUUACUCAGCCUUGAUCCAUGUAAACGCUGUACGUCAUCAGAAGCCUUGCAGAUGCCAUAUUUCCGGAACAAACCAUACCCUUCACCAGGUGACCAGCUGCCUCUGCCAGCGUCCGUCAGAGGCAGUGACACCAAUGAUUCAAGCAAACAAAAUCUGAAAAGAAAAUUGACUGAUGGAAUGCAAGGUGGCCCCCAAGCAAAGAAGCUGGUGUUUUGAAAAUGAGAGGUACCUUCAAGUAGAUUUGACACUCAAAUUCAAUUUCAAAAUGGAGCAUUCAGCUGCCAUUCUGGAAAAUGUAUUUUAUAUGGGAUACUACUUUGCAUCAGAGUCUCUUAUGUAAAUACCAAAUUGUGAAUAUUUUGUAUAAUUAGCAGGAAACCUGCAUGAACAAUCAUGAAUUUCUGUCCUGUUUUUAUGGUCAUGUAAAUAAAAACAGAGUUUGUUGUAUGUUGCAAUAUUUAUUGUAUAUAUAU
Schistocerca nitens (vagrant locust) is the source of this 1338-nucleotide messenger RNA. It is a transcript of the gene Cdk7, whose product is annotated as cyclin-dependent kinase 7. Lineage: Eukaryota; Metazoa; Arthropoda; Insecta; Orthoptera; Acrididae. The record is from RefSeq and is a predicted model, not a curated record. Gene Ontology annotation, molecular function: cyclin-dependent protein serine/threonine kinase activity; RNA polymerase II CTD heptapeptide repeat kinase activity; ATP binding. Gene Ontology annotation, biological process: positive regulation of transcription by RNA polymerase II; protein phosphorylation. Gene Ontology annotation, cellular component: transcription factor TFIIH holo complex; cytoplasm; nucleus. The transcript is spliced from 9 exons. The coding region runs from base 56 to 1081 and encodes 341 amino acids.